AUGUCUAUUGAGGAUGAGAUACGCUCGAUGUACGAGAUCUCGCCAAUGAAGACUCGAUGUACAACUGGCAACAGCUGUGGGACAGUGACGAAGAGCAAAUACCCGAUCAACAUACAUACCGUCUAUGGACCCGACACGACAGUAGACAACGUGGUCAAGAGGAUGUGUACGGACUCCAACACUUGGCAUGCGAUCAGCGAUGGGAUCCCCCGGAAUAUGACUGACCUCCCAGUUAUUGAAGCAAGUGAUGCCGUUGUACCAAUUGACGUAUACCAUCCUCCGCUUGAAUUCAUCAGUUCAUUCCUCAGUCUGGUCGCUUUUGUAGAGGCUUUCGAUCCAUCUGCACGUGACUUCCGUAGGGCUGAUUUCGAUCUCAUGAACCUAGUUCUAUCUCAAGUGGACUGGACAAAUCUCCAAAGAUGUACUAGUGUACAUGUAGCCGUGAAUUUAUUCUACACAAUUAUGGACGAUGUUUUUGACGAAUCUGUGCCCAUGGCUCGACCUCCACUCAGACCUCCUUGGACCAAUUCUCGUUUAAAACGAUUGAAACAGCUGCGCUCGAAAUUGCUUCGAACAUUCACUAAUGCUAGAUGCCCAUUCAUCAAAAUGAAACUUAACGAUGCUACCAAACAAUAUCGAAUCUACAAUCGAUUAUGCUAUCGCCGUUAUGUAAAUCGUACUCAAAGUGAACUUCGUCUGAACCCGAAAAAGUUUUGGAAUUUCGAGAAUAACAAACGGAAGGAAUCCGGUCUACCUGCGAAGGUACAUUUAGAUGACAGAAUUGCUAAAUCACAUGCUGAAAAGCAUUUCUCCAGUGCAGUGUGCAAAUUAUGCUUUUGCUCUGAUUGUUACUUUGUAUCUGUUCGCUACGAAAGCUCCCAGCAGCAACGAGCGAUUCCCAAUGGUCGACGCCGAUGUCCAGCAACGACGCCCGGGGCACUCACAAGAGGAGAAGAGUGCCACACAGACGUGAGAGAACGGCGCCGAGAGAGCAAGGAGGCUGCUCUCGCUGUAAGGAAGAAUACCCGAACCAAACCCGAAGAGUUUAGUCUUCCUGCGUCCAGACCAAUACUAUCGAUCCAGUCCGCCGUGUCUACCGAAGAAAGGCCUUUCUUCUGGCACGAGCUUCUCCGCUACUUGCUGUGCGCUGUUCCAGCGCUUCGCUUGCCAGAUUGGUCACCACCCCCCAGUCCACUAGCAGAUCCACCCCGUAUCCUGUUUGCCUACGAGCUCUGUAUAGAUCUGGAUGGAAUUUCGUUCGUUAUGCUCUGCGUGGUCUACCGUGGGAUAACCCUCGAAACCUGCUACCUUGUGCACAACGUUGCGCGUUCGGCUGACCAGCUGGACGAUGUCACAUCGAAGGCGACGACCGGUCGAUCCACUCCACGUUUGCAACCGCCGAAAAAGGACACUUACGGUGCACCGUACCGCAGCAAUCGAUUCGGAUUCCGCUCAACCAAUGUGGUCCGGCCGGCAUCAGCUGGUCUCCAGCCAAAAACUUUAACCGACUGCGACAAGCAGUUACAUUCCAUCAACAACAACAAUAAUAAUAAUAAUAACAACCACACAACUAAUAACAACAACAAUAACGUGUACAUAACUACUGACAAACGGCGUUCUAAGAGCGCUUCCGCUGCGGCCUCCGCUCGCACAACAUUCGCACCGCUCUACCAGCCUCCGGUUCACGAGCGAUCGUCUGCGGCGUUACAACAUCUUCAUCAUGGUCCGCAAGCAUCUCUACACAGGCCACAGCCGAAAUAUCACACGGCGACGACGACGAAAAUAGCUCCAUCAUCAGAACAGCCGCCGACAGCAGCCGCUCAACAACAACAAAUUGGGCCUGCGUCGUCUUCAUCGGCGUCGGCGUCGUCGUCAACAGCGGCGGUCAGCGGAAGUAUCGAUGAAAAUCGACAACAUUCUGGCGUAAAUAAUGCCAACGACCAGCGGCAGCAGUUUGGCUCAGCCGUUGACUCCGGACAGCCGCGUCCAACAACAAAUAAGAUCGGCACAAAGGGGGCAGUCCCAUGUGGACAGGAAUCAUCCUCGGUGGUGGCCAAGUUUACGUUACACAGCGGAAGCCUUCCGAAGCCACAAUACCCGGUGCCGAUCAGUCUAUCUACGAUCACCGGUGGACCGAUUCCGACGGCGCGCUUUGCUAUGGAUCCAAAAGGCGCCAAACAUGCCGUCAAUGUGAGCCGCAAAGGAACGCUUCAAAGCAGCCAAUAUCAACGGGACGUUUCUUCCGAUCGUGCACUUGAUCUCCAGGACGAGGAUCUUAACUCGAAUGUGGACAACUCCCCUAAUAUUCGAAUGCCUCGUCAGCGGUACCGUAACCUUGAGAUGGUUAUGGCUGGUCGACACAAAUUCGAAGUUCGUGAUCUAGAAACACUCACUGCUGAGCCAAUAGUUUCGCUGGCCCUUCCACAACUUCCUAGUGCAUUUACAAACUCUGGCCAGCAACCACAACCGGUUCCUCUGAGUGGACUGGUUCGCAGUUCCGAGCUUCCUCGUCAACUUGACGACGAUAUCGACAUAAACGACAAUCGUUAUGAACAAGAGGCGGUUGACCCGAUCGAAAUCGCCCGCAAAGACUCGAUCACGUCUUCGGAUGUUGAGAGUCUGGAGGAAGAGAAACUGACCCGCGAUAACAAUUCAUCCGAAAAGAGCCUCAAGGGGGCACUGAUCAAGGAUAUGACUGAGUCGCACUGCAGCAAGACAUCUUCUCCGGGUAGCUCCCGGGCUUCCUGGUGCAACGCGGGCGAAACUAUGGCGCCCAAGGAGUGCAGCAGUUUGAGCUUGAGCAGCAGCGACGAAAGCAAUGCUAAGAUUGCGAACAAUCGAAAGAUGCUGGAGGAAGAAGAAGACAUCAGUUCGGUUACCAUUACUGCUGGUAAUCCGUCGUUGUUGUCUUCCUUUUCCGCGAUCAUUCCAAUGGACAUCUCAAUGAACGUGGACAGUAUAUCGGAGGUGCAAAACUCGUUCAAUGACAACACAAUCUCGGAACAACCAAACGAUGAAGAUCAGAUGUUCCGAUCUGAGGAGACUAAAUUUGCAGAGAUGGCAGCCGCUGUCAGUGAUGCCAUCCUGUUGGAUGACGAAACAUCUCCUACGGACAGCUUGGUUAGCAGCUGCACAGAAUCGGACGAUGCUCGCAAAAACCGCAAAAAGGCUGUCGAACGGCAGAAUGAGAAAGACAAGGAAAAGGACAUCGAUGAAAUUUCCCCGGAAUUGGAAGAGUUGACCAGUCCGACAACCCCGGGAACUCCGACACAUGCCUCCAAUUCAUUGUCUCUGUCGGACGGCGGUCGUGAUUUCCUGAUCGAUGAUGAAAUAGCCGAUCAACCCGCACUGGUGUUCGAUGAGCCGGCUCUCAACGACAGCAGCAUCAUCGACGUAGGAUCGAUUCAUCUCAAUCUUACCGAAGACACGCCGACUCUGAGAGACUCUGUAUCUUCACUCAAUAACAACAACAAUCGAUCUCGAUCCGGACCAGCACCGGUGCCAAAACCUAGAAAAAUCAUGGCCGAAACUUACGAAUCACCGGCCCCAGUGCGCAAAAAUCGUAACCGGUUGCCACGGUCAGAAUCCCUGGACACCUUGUCGCCAUGCGAUUCGAUCGCCUCCGAUGAUUUUAUGCUGGAUUUUAACAGCAGCAUGGAUUCUAUUGAUAGAAUGGCCCGAUCCAACGCCAGUGGAAGCACCUCGGCGUUACACUCGAUGGACGAGCUGCAGCUUUUCGCUGAGCUUGAGAACAAGGGUGGGCAGCUGAUGCACGAGUGGAGCAAGCUUUUGCGUACCACCACCCAACAACAGCAGAAGGCGGGUAGUAUCCACAGCACCAGCCGCGAGAGCAUAACGUGAGUAACGCUUGAUUAUUUUUUUUCGGGUAGGGCUUUUGGGGGAAGCUUUGAGGCGAUAUGAAAAAAGACCUACAUAGUAGGGUUGCUAUGGGUUCUGCUAGUCGACUGUAGGGG
Molecule: messenger RNA, 3974 nt
Organism: Uranotaenia lowii
Lineage: Eukaryota; Metazoa; Arthropoda; Insecta; Diptera; Culicidae
Product: probable serine/threonine-protein kinase nek3
Exons: 11
Coding region: 1-3861 (1286 amino acids)
Source: RefSeq, a predicted model, not a curated record